GUCGUGCAAGUAUGAACGGAACCCCCCCAGAAGAGCCUGGAGAAUAGCCUUGGUCUACAGAAUUGUGUUGAACACUGUGUGGAUAUUCAUUUCUUGUUAAAAAUUAAUUUCAAAGAUUCUGAAUUUUUUUAUCAAAAGUUCAAAUCAUGGAAAAGAUUAAUGGACCUCGAAAGGAUACGAAAAAGCUUUCCUGGAUAUACAAAAAUAGAAAACGGCAAAGACAGAGAAAAAUUGAGACUAACAAUGAUGCAAAUGGUCAAGUGCAGAAUAAGAAGGCUAGAAUUAUUGUCCGGAAUUUAUCAUUCAAGGUAACGGAAGAUGAUGUAAGAAAGCUCUAUGAACCCUUCGGGAAAAUAGAACAGAUAGAUCUCCUCCGCAGACUCGAUGGAAAGCCAGUGGGUUGUGGUUUCAUUCAGUUCAAACGAAUAGAAGAUGCUUCUAGAGCAAUUUUCAAAACCAAUAAGAAAGAGUUUCUAGAAAGAACGUUAAAUGUUUCCUGGGCGAUUCCAAAAGCCAAAUUUGUCGAGAAUCACAAUACAAACUUUCCAGUCAAAUCUACAGAUAAAUCUUUAACUGAAGAGCCAGACAUAAUAAAACUCGGCCAUGGCCUAUCGAACUUCUCUGGACCCAAGGAACUUAGGAAAGAACGCAAAAAACCAACGAUAGACAAUAGAAAACAUUACAAACUUCAGAAACGUCAGAAACGCUCUCGAAUAAUCAUUCGAAAUUUACCAUUCACAGCAACUGAAGAAGAUGUGAAAAACUAUUUUUCUGAAUAUGGUACCAUCGAAGAUAUAAAAUUGUUAAUGAAAUCAGAUGGAAAACGUGUUGGUUGUGUUUUUCUACAAUAUGACAAUGUGCAAAGUGCAGCAAAGGCAAUUCAUUAUGCAAAUUUACGAUCAAUGAUGGAUCGCUUGAUUGUGGUUGAUUGGGCUGUACCAAAAGCACUCUUCCAAAAAACAGAUAAAAUUGAAGUUGAAGAAAAAGAACAUGCAGAUGUUUCAUUGAAUGAAGAAAAAGAUGAAGUGAAGCCGGAAGGUGACGGACUCAAUGAAGGAAAAGAUGAAGAAGGAGAAGAAGAAGAAAAUGGAUAUCUACAGACAGAAAAAAGGUUAGAAAGUGGAAUUGACAAACGCCGUCUUAGAAUUUUCGACGAUGUGAACGAAGGGAAAACCAUUUUUCUGAAGAAUGUUCCAUUCUCAGUAAAAAAUGAAGAAUUAAAGAUAUGUAUGGAACAAUUCGGUCCGGUACACUAUGCUCUAAUUUGUAUGGACCCCUUAACUGAACACUCAAAGGGCACAGCCUUUGUCAAAUUUAGGAACCUGAAGGACGCAAAGAAAUGUUUGUCCUCUGGUACCGAACUGCAAAUUCAGGGAGAGACUCUCGAUCCUCAUAGAGCUAUAGCCAAAAAAGACGUCCUGAAUUUGAAGUUACAGGACUCCAAUCAGACUAAGGACUCAAGAAAUCUUUACUUAGUGAAGGAAGGAGUGAUUUUACCAGGUAGUCCAGCUGCUGUGGAUGUAUCUGCUGGGGACAUAAAAAAGCGUCUGCACAUGGAGCAGUGGAAGUCACAAAUGUUGAGGAAUUUAAAUAUGUUCGUCUCUAGAGUUAGACUCAUUGUUCAUAAUUUACCAGCGAUGUUGGAUGAUGCAAAACUGAGAGCAAUUUUUAAGAAGCAUGUAGGAAAAAAGGCGGUCAUCACUGAAGCUAAGGUAAUGCGCGAUCUAAAAAAUCCCGAUGCUAAUGGAGUAGGGAUUUCGAAGGAGUUUGGUUUUGUUGCUUUUAGGAGGCACGAUGAUGCUCUAAGGGCACUCAGAAGCAUUAAUAACAAUCCUAAUAUCUUUUCCAAGGAAAGGAGACCAAUUGUCGGUUUUUCCAUUGAGAAUCGUAUUAUGGUGAAUGCCAAACAACAAAGGGCACAGAAAAGCAGGCAUAAUAAUCCUUUGUGGAAAGGGAAACGAAGUACUGAUUCGAGGCUGGAAAAAGCAGAUGGACCCUCUGUAAAACGUUUCAAAAAAAUUGAGGAUAAAAAUGAUAGACCUGAUGGGAAAUCUGAAGUGCCGGAAGAGAUAUUCAAACCUGUGGGGGACGAAAGAGUUUCGAAGUUUUCUGGAAUCACCAGUAGACCCGGCGAUCGGAAAAUGAGAUCGAAAUUCAAUUUGAAAACUCAAGCGCAGCUUCAUGCUAAGAUUCAAAAGGGUCAGAAGAAAGAAAGGAAGAUAAAGAGAAAAGUUAUGGAGCAGGAGGUUAUCGAAACGAAUUCUAGAAAGGAAAUUAAGCCGAAGCACGGGGUGAAAGAUUUGAGCAGGGAAGAGGCCCAUUUGGAUGAAAUGGUAGAAAAUUACAGAUCUAAACUGUCGGAAAUUUCAAGUAAGAAAACGAAGUGGUUUGAAACAUCAAAUUGAUGGAGUGAUGAAUUUAUAAUUGCAAUUCCCAGCUGUGCAGAACGAUUCUUUGGAAUGUAUAAGAAAUAACUUACAAUAAAAAAAUUUAUCUUCAAAUAAUAAAUACGUUCAAGGAAGAAAUUAUACUUUA
Molecule: messenger RNA, 2535 nt
Organism: Diachasma alloeum
Lineage: Eukaryota; Metazoa; Arthropoda; Insecta; Hymenoptera; Braconidae
Product: RNA-binding protein 28
Exons: 3
Coding region: 147-2405 (752 amino acids)
Molecular function (GO): RNA binding
Source: RefSeq, a predicted model, not a curated record